Cannabis sativa is the source of this 2500-nucleotide messenger RNA. RefSeq lists its product as uncharacterized. The coding region runs from base 164 to 2176 and encodes 670 amino acids. Lineage: Eukaryota; Viridiplantae; Streptophyta; Magnoliopsida; Rosales; Cannabaceae. Gene Ontology annotation, molecular function: protein binding. The record is from RefSeq and is a predicted model, not a curated record. The transcript has 3 exons.
GAUCUCAAAAUCAAAGAUCACAAAAUUACAUCUCUUUAUAAAAACCUAUAGAUAUAUUUAUAUAACAUUGAAAAAUAAUAUUUAUUAAAAAAAAAUAAAAAAAAAUUUAAGAAAACGAAAGGAAAAACCCUAAUUUUGAAAAUUAUGAGGACAUGAUUAGAGUAUGGCUAAGGAACACGAAACGAGCGUCCAACCAUGGUGCACGUUAGAGGAACUCUUACUAGCGUGCGCCGUUAACCGGCACGGCACCAAGAACUGGGACUCCAUCGCCAUGGAACUCUCCAACCGAACUGAAUCCCCAUGGACUUCAGAUACCUGUAAACACAGGUUUGAUGAACUCAAACGACGUUUCACUUCACGAAACGACGAUGAAUCAGCGAGUUUCCUUCUUAUUGUUGACCAACUCAAGAAGAUUCGCCUCGAGGAGCUCCGCCGCGAGGUUCGGCGACGCGACGUUUCGAUCGUGUCGUUGGAGUUGAAGGUGAAGAGAUUGGAAGAAGAGAGAGAAAAGAGUUUGAAAGAAGAAAACGAAGAUAAGAUCAAUCUCGAAGAAAACGAACGUAGAUUGAACUCACCGGAGAAUAAUCUCGCCGUGAAAUCGAAUUCCGAUUCUUGCGACCGCGAGAAUCGAUCUUCCGACGAGUCUAAUUCCACCUCUCGACGAAACGGCGCCGUGAAAUCCGAAACGGAACCCGAACCAGAGAGGAGAAAUGAUUCGGAUCCUCCACGACCCGAAUCCGAACCCGGAAAAGUCGUUAACGGUGAUGAGAAUGAGACUAUGGCGGCGCGAGGAGAAGAUAAUACGAAACAGAGUAGCGAUGUUCAGAGCUCCAUGAGUUUAUCGAAGAGUAAACGAAGCCGUAAAAGAAGCGGCGCCGAAGCUGGAGCCGGAGCCGGAAGCGGAGCCGCCGCUGUAAGCAGUAGCGGCGGGGAAGAGCCAGAAGGUGGUGAUGAGGUUUCUCCCGCCACCAAAAAUCGAGUCUCGGGUCUUAAAUCUGAGCCGUUGGUUAAAUUUCUGGGGACCGUUCGAUCUCACCGGUUCGGUUCUGUUUUCCAUCGACGGCUUCGUACCCAGGAAUCUCAAAGGUACAAAGACAUGAUACGGCAACACAUUGACCUGAGAACGAUUGAAGCCAGACUUGAUAAAGGGGUUUACUUGAAUGGUUUCCACAAGUUCUUUAGAGACCUUCUUCUUCUAUUUACCAACGCCGUCGUCUUCUUCCGGGAAAGUUCGCCGGAAUACGCUGCAGCUCAGGAGCUAAGGAGCUUAGUGUUGAAAGAAAUGAAAGCCAAGGUUGGUAAAGCUCGACCCUUUAUUGCUAUUGAUCAUAGUAAAAAAGUUGUAGUAGUAGAAAAAACAGAUUCAUCAGCUCCCAAAUCAAACAAGUCUUCUCAAUCUAUUAUAGUAACUUGUGGUAAAAGGAGUAGUAAGUCUUCUGAAGAAAAAGUUGUUGUUGUUGAUGAUGAUGAUGAUGAGAAGAAGAAGAUGAAGAAGAAGAAAAAGAAGAGUAAGAGUCAUGAUAGUAAUAACAACAGUACUACUAGCUCUUUCGUUUCGAUUGAUGAAAAGGGUAUUAGGAAAAAGAGGAGUCAAGAAAGAGUUAUUGGGAGGAAAAUUACAAAUGAUCAGCAUGAGUUUGGAGUAAAUGAGCUUAGUUUACAUGACACUAGUAAAACUCUGUUGUUAGAGGUUAGUAAUAGUAAUAAUAGUAAUAAGAAUAAAGAGAAUGCUAAGAAGAAAGCUGGGGUGGCUAAUUUCUUGAAGAGAAUGAAGCAAAACUCAACAGAUCAUAAUAAUAAUAAUAAUAGUAAUAAUCAUCAUCACGAUGAUGAUCAUAAUGUUUUAGAAGAUGAUGAUGAUAGUAUUAGUAGUGGUGAAGAAGAAGAAGUGGAGAAGAUCAAUAAGAAGAAGAUGAUUACAACGAAAAAGAAUAAUGGUAAAUUGGAUGAGAGAGUACAAGAAAGGGUAACUCGAAAUUCGACACGUAGUAAUAAGGAUGAGGGUAGUAGGAAGACGAGGAAAACGGUUGGGAGACCAAUGAAGAAACCGGAGAAGGAGAAGGCGACGGUGGUGGCCGCGGCCAAGACGGAGGUAACUACCAAUAAAAGAGGGAGAGAUAAUAGUGAGGGGGAUGUUGGGGUUGGUGGGAGGCUUAAAAAACGUUCAAGGAGAUGAUGAUGAUGAUGAUGUUGAAUAUUGAAUAGUAUUAUUAGUAGUGGUACUUAGUAGUUUAGUGUUGUAUAAUGUAUAUUAUUUAGUGUUGUAUUGUUUUUUGAUCUUUUUUAUUAUUUUGACCUUUUUUUAUUUGCUAAGCCAAAUAUAAGAAAGGAAAUUAAGGAAGGUGGUAAUUUCCUCAAAGGAAUAGGUCUUCAAUGAUUUUUGUCCUUCAUUAACACAAACGAGAGUAGCUCUUUUAGACCUUUCUUUUGUUAUUUUUUACAAUUCUAUUCAAUAAUGGUGAAUACUAUUUUGGAUCUUGCAAAAGUUAUUGAUUAGAUU